Molecule: messenger RNA, 2704 nt
Organism: Malurus melanocephalus (red-backed fairy wren)
Lineage: Eukaryota; Metazoa; Chordata; Aves; Passeriformes; Maluridae
Gene: CNKSR2
Product: connector enhancer of kinase suppressor of Ras 2
Exons: 3
Coding region: 1-423 (140 amino acids)
Source: RefSeq, a predicted model, not a curated record
AUGCUGCCAGUUGAAACUUUAGAGGAAAAAACAGCAGACUCCUUGCAAGAUUUGUACAGAGCCUUGGAGCAGGCCAGCCUGUCUCCAUUAGGAGAACACCGGAUUUCCACUAAGCUGGACUAUCAGAAAUCUUUUAUAAAGAGAUGUAGCGACCCAGUAGUCAAUGAAAAACUGCACCAGCUGCGAAUUCUGAAAAGCACUUUAAAGGCCAGGGAAGGAGAAGUAGCCAUUAUAGACAGAGUUCUGGAUAAUCCAGCACUGACAUCUAGAGACUUUCAAGAAUGGAAACAAAUGUACCUUGAUGUCUUCAUGAACAUCUAYGAGAGCAGCCCCCAGAGGGACUCUGUGAAUGGCUCCUCUGAGGUUGAAGCACUUUUAGCCUCGUUAGCACACACCCACUCAUACAUAGAAACUCAUGUAUAAAGGUCUCUCUUUUUGUCCAUUUGCUACACUCCAAGUGCAUAAAGUAGUUUUUAUAUCAACAUGUGAGAGCUCUAGUAAAUUAUAUUUUAAUGUUACUCRGCUGUGUGAAGUAAACCUUUGAUGGUCGACGAUGCCACUUCUUUAAUGAGGAUUUGUAUAUUUUAUAUGCUACCAAUGCUCUGCUUGUGUUUACCUUCUGUGAAUUAAAAAACAUGAUCUUUAGCUAUUGAAGAAAAGGAUUUAAAAGGAUUUUUGGAAGACUGUGGCCUUCGUGCAGGAAGUUCCACAUGUUAAAGCUUUUGUUAUCAAAGGUCACUUUUACAAUGAUAUUUUAUAUUUUAGAAUUCCAGUAUUGCAUUGCAUUUUUUGGAGUGCAGGUACUAUUUUGGUGGUGGGGGAAAACCAAUUUUUAUAUUUCAUGAGAAACUCUAGGAGUUUUCUUAAAUAAUAGUGGAAAAGCGUAAUGCAGUGACUGUAUUUCAGUUUUGUCAAGCACAUAAGAGGGUGAAAAUUGGCAGAGAGAAAAAUGACAAAUGUGAAUUUAAGUAUCAAAAGGUUAGGUCUUAUUUCCUUGUGCUUUUUUUAAAGCCUGCUGCUAAGGUUUACCACCAGUGCAAAUGGAUGCUKGUUUGUAUUAUAAUUAAGACCAAAUUGUGUGUUGUUUGUCUCUUAAUCAGAUUAGGUUGAUUUAAAAAAAAAAUAAUUAGUCAUGGUACUGUGAUUGAUGAUGCUUUUGCACUGAAGGUAUCAGUAUAAUGUGCAGAUUUUUAAAAAGAGAAAAUGCAGACUUUCAACAUCUUUGGUAGCAGCAUUUUUUUUUGGCCCAGAAAAGCAGCAGUGGAAAAGGUUCCCAAUGAAAUGCUUCAAAUCUGAGAUCCUUUGAAGAUUCCCACAAUAGAAAAGGAGUGAAUAGGAUUUUUCAAGUUUUCUCUGUGUUUUCUGAGCUGUGAAAAUUGGCUGUAUUGUAUGCAGGGAUAAUGUGUGAUGAGAAUGGAGCUGAGCACAGAACCUGAAAAAUAAGUGAGGAGUGAAAAAGCCUCAGGUUUGCUUUUGAAGGGCAGGGAUAUCUCUGGGUUCUGCUGAGUUCACAAGCCCAUUAAAAUGUUUUAAACUUCCCUGAGAUUUGCUCUCUGCUGAAGACAACCGAAUGAAUAUGAGAGGAAAUAGCUCCUUAGUUAGGCACAUGCCUGAAAUAAAAGUGGGAGGGAACUCUUAGAUCAUAUAUUUACUUUUUAUGGGCUUCUUUUUCAAAAAUGUUACGAGCAUGACAAAAUAUUUCUGCUGCUCUUCAGUAUUUUGCUGCAAAAGUUAGGACUCACGACAUGAUUUAACAAUGCUCAUGUGAAAAGGAAAAGCCUCCUUUAUACUUUAGUGAGUUGUACUCUUAACCAACUUUAGACUAUUGCCUGUACAGCUCAGUGAAUGUACUUUAAACUUUAUGAGCUCUGAUAUUUCCUGGCAGUUAUAUCCAUGAAGGGAUGAAGGAAAGAAUGGACAGAUUUAUUUUCUCUCUCCUUCUUUCUUUCUUGAUUUUAUUCCUCCCUCUUUGUCCACUUUUUCUCUCUUGCUCCCCUUUAUCUUUUUCUUUCUUUUUCUCUUUCUACCCCUCAUUUUCUAUCUUCUUACUGCAUUUGGAUUGCAAAUGUUCUGCAGAUUUUGCACAACUGUACAGAAGAGUGGCCUUUCUGUAGCCCAUUUUCAGUAAUCCUAUAUUCAAGUCAUAUGGAUGACAAAUCAUGUAUUAACGUUUGUAUAGAAUUCUGGAUCCAGUGUAAGAUUUGUACUAUUAGAAGACUAUUGUUUGUAUAAACUGGACAUUUAUUUMCUGCAUGGGUACUGACUUGUAUAUUAAAUUUGUGAGGUUUUUGUAAAUUUCUCUCAAGAAAUGCUUGACUUGAAAUGGAUUGUGCUAUUGUUCCAAGCAUUUAGAUUCUCUUGCUAUUGUUUUACUGGACCAAAAGUAAAUAUAUUCAUAUGAAAAACUCUUUAUAUCUGAUGGAUGUAUAUGCACAUUGUGUAGUUGAUUCCUUGUCAAAACCAAGGCAGUUCAGAAGACUUAGAUCUGUUGCUAUGCAACAGCCAUUCUGCCUGCACUUUACAUUAGUAAAGUUAGCUUGAUUGCUUUAAAGGUGAAAAUUAAACAUUACAGUUUUUUAAGCUAGUCUAGUGACAAAGAACAUGUGUCCUCUCCAUUGUGCUGCCUUCUUUUAAGACUAUUAAAUGUUCUUCUAUAUAUAUUUUUAUUGUAUUAACUCUCAGCCUAGAAAGGGAACACUGUAAA